AUCUCCGACUCGGAGCUUCUGGCUAUGUAGGAAAUGACAAUUCUACACUCCUAAAACCUAGAGAACUUCAAACCCGAAACUCCACACAGAGCUCUCUUCGAAACAAAGCAAAAACCCUAAACCAUGUACGGAGGUGACGAGGUAUCUGCCAUAGUGCUUGACUUGGGCUCCCACACCUGCAAAGCCGGUUAUGCGGGUGAAGAUGCACCGAAGGCUGUCUUCCCGUCUGUUGUUGGAGCAAUCGAUCAAAUGGAUGUUGAGGAUACUGAAAAUAAUGCCGCUUCUGCCGAUUCUAAGAGUAAUGCGAAUCCGCUUGAUUCUGAAAAAGGGAAAGGAAAACGCAAAUUAUAUGUGGGCUCUCAAACUUUAGGAUUUCACCGGGACAAUAUGGAGGUGCUCUCACCUUUAAAGGAUGGAAUUGUUGUUGACUGGGAUAUGGUGGACAGCAUAUGGGACCAUGCUUUCAGGGAAUGUCUAUUGAUUGAUCCUAAGGAGCACCCAUUGCUACUUGCAGAACCAUCCUCUAAUAUUCAACUGCAGAGGGAAAGGACAGCAGAGCUUAUGUUUGAGAAGUAUCAAGUUCCUGCAUUAUUUUUGGCAAAGAAUGCUGUUCUCACGUCUUUUGCAUCAGGACGUGCUACCUCACUAGUUGUUGACAGUGGUGGAGGAUCGACUACAGUUGCCCCAGUACACGAUGGUUAUGUUAUUCAAAAGGCAGUGGCAUCUUCCCCUAUUGGAGGAGAAUUUCUGACUGAUUGCUUGAUGAAAAGCUUGGAAAGCAAAGGUUUAACGAUAAAACCCAGAUACUCAUUUAAAAGAAAGGAAAUACGGCCAGGCGAGUUUCAGACAGUAGAUGUUGAUUUUCCAAAUACAACAAAAAGCUACAAGCUCUAUUGCCAGAGAAUAAUUGCUAGUGAUAUUAAGGAAUGCGUGUGUCGUGCCCCUGAUACUCCCUAUGAUGAAGCUGCAUAUUUGAACAUUCCUAUGACCUCAUACGAGCUUCCCGAUGGCCAAACCAUUGAAAUCGGAGCUGACAGAUUCAAGAUUCCUGAUAUCCUGUUCAAUCCUUCAUUGGCUCAGACAAUUCCUGGUAUGGAAAGUUUUGCAGAGGUUGCUCCUUCUGUUCGUGGUUUGCCGCAGAUGGUUAUAGAAAGCAUUAAUAGGUGCGAUGUGGAUAUUCGAAGAGAAUUAUUUAGUAGUAUACUGCUUGCUGGUGGCACAGCAUCAAUGCAACAGUUGAAGGAAAGACUUGAAAAGGAUCUGCUAGAGGAAUCCCCUCAAGCUGCUAGGGUUAAAGUAUUGGCAAGUGGUAACUCGACGGAACGGAGAUUCAGUGUUUGGAUUGGCGGGAGUAUCUUGGCAUCCCUUGGUUCAUUUCAGCAAAUGUGGUUCUCCAAAUCAGAGUAUGAAGAGCACGGGCCGUCUUACAUACAGCGAAAAUGCCCUUAAGGCCUUGACUUAAAAGUUAGAUGUAACAUGAACAAAUAGAUGAUUCUGUGGAACCUGUAAAUCAUAGAGAGCAGCUUACUCCUGUCCCCCAAGACAGUAUUGAGCCAUCCCUGGCUUUGUGUACUAUUUAGGUAUCAAGUAACAUUUGCAUUCUUUAACAUGUUUCAUUCACAGCUUACAACACUUUCAGCGUUGUAGAUUAAUACCCAUU
Tripterygium wilfordii is the source of this 1660-nucleotide messenger RNA. Its product is annotated as actin-related protein 4-like. The coding region runs from base 124 to 1449 and encodes 441 amino acids. The transcript is spliced from 20 exons. The record is from RefSeq and is a predicted model, not a curated record. NCBI's taxonomy places the organism in Eukaryota, Viridiplantae, Streptophyta, Magnoliopsida, Celastrales, Celastraceae. Gene Ontology annotation, molecular function: chromatin binding. Gene Ontology annotation, biological process: regulation of transcription by RNA polymerase II. Gene Ontology annotation, cellular component: SWI/SNF complex; NuA4 histone acetyltransferase complex.